Molecule: messenger RNA, 216 nt
Organism: Rotaria sp. Silwood1
Lineage: Eukaryota; Metazoa; Rotifera; Eurotatoria; Philodinida; Philodinidae
Source: the annotation of a GenBank genome assembly
AUGGCUCGAGGACAUCAAAAAGAAUUAGCUCGUCAACGCAACGACAAAAAUGCUGCUGCAAACAAGCCAAAAUCACAAAAAGGCACUGCUGCUGCCGGUUUAACUUAUCAAUGUAGCAUUUGUAAAACCCAAAUGCCGGAUCCAAAAACAUAUAAAUUACACUUUGAAAACAAACAUCCGAAAAAUGAUUUGCCCGCUGAAUUAAAAGAUUCUUAA